Polistes dominula (European paper wasp) is the source of this 5811-nucleotide messenger RNA. Its product is annotated as protein FAM135A. Gene Ontology annotation, biological process: lipid metabolic process. NCBI's taxonomy places the organism in Eukaryota, Metazoa, Arthropoda, Insecta, Hymenoptera, Vespidae. The record is from RefSeq and is a predicted model, not a curated record.
GGGAUGGGUCACGGCGGCGGGGGCUAGUCGAUAGGGCAGGAGAGAGAGAGAGAGAGAGAGAGACAGAGAGAGAGAGGUAGAUAGAAAAAGAGAAACAGAUAGAAAGAGAGGAAAGAAGGAUAGAUAAAGAGGAAACGACAAGAGUCCUCCUCACCUUGCAAGAGAGGUGAGCUCCACCACGCAUUGCAAAGCGGCUGCUGCUGCUGCUACUGCUGCUGCUGUUGCAAGCGAACUGACUCUUCUUAUUCGGUCAGUUGUUAUUUGCCGCUGCUGGCAGCGUUUGUUACCGCUCCUCCUGUGUUAGGUGUGUUAUCAUCCUUUUAGGAUGGCUAGGGGGAUGGUCACGGUGGUUUUUGCGGAGGCGGUAGCAAUCGUGUUGGUCGUGCUUGUUUGAAAGAUAGUGGGUAGGUGCUUGUGUGCUUGCCUGUGCUGCGCCUUCGUCGAAAAAGGGAAAGAGAUAAAGAUAGGUAGAGGUAGCAAGAACGAGAGAGAUAGAUAGAGGGAGAAAGAGAGAGAGAGAGUGAGAGAAAAGUAGCCCUCGAGGUUACGAGGCCAAAGGAGAAAGUGGGUGUUGCCGAAGUAACGUGUUGGACCGUUCGGGAGCUGCGGGACAUGCCGGGAGCCCGGACAGGUGGUGGCGUGCUAGGAUACGACGAAAGAUAAAGAGAAAGAGAAAAAGGAAAAGGAGGAUAAAAGGAAGGAAAAGAAGGAUGCCACUUUUCGUUGAUCUUCGAUCAACGAGUCAUCAACGUAUCCUCGACUUUAACUUCGUAUCAUCCAAGGACCUUUGGCGUUGAAGAGAAGGUCCAAAAGGAAGGAUGGCAGGUGGAAGGAGUAUAACAGCAUCUAAGCAGACGAAACAUCGUCGUAGUGCACAAAGUUGGCCCUCGCACGAUUAGGUAGAAUCGAGAUUGAAAGGUGAUUGGCCAAGAAAAACGAAGAGAAGGAAAGAAAGAGAAAGAGAGAGAGAGAGGGUGAUUCCUUCCAUCCUGAGGAUCGAGAUGAGCGAUCUACAGGCCACCCUCGAGUUCUCCCUCGAGCUCUGCAAGUUCUACAAUGUUGACCUCUUUCAACGAGGAUAUUACCAAAUACGGACGGCUCUUCGAGUGUCGCCAAAAUUACCUGUCAAGGUGGAAGUCAAUCAGCUACGCAAUCAUUCGUUGGAGGCACCAGGCACGAGUAAACGUUUUCCAAUCCUGUAUAGAAAUGAAGAGGUGACACUAGGUACAUCGGUACUAUUUCGAGCUCAUGUUCUUGUACACAGUCACAAGAUUGAGGAGGCCUUGUCUCGUACACAUUUUCUUCUUGGCGUCGAACUAUGGUUCAGCGAAAAUACACAACCCGGAAAUAUGGCAUGCGUGUCAUCGAGGGCAUUGCAGCUAAACUUCGCGCCAACGAAGGGCCUCCAUUAUCAUCUCCCGGUACUCUUCGAUUACUUUCAUCUCGCCGCCGUAUCCAUCACGAUCCACGCUUGCCUCGUGGCGCUUCAUCAGCCGUACAUCAAGAAGAGUAUCCUGCAUUACGUUCAAAGUUGCGCACCACGUGGUGGAAAACCAUGGUUGCAGUUUAAACCAACUACAGGAAACAACGAGAACAACGCAACUUUUGGAAACGUUGAAAGUACUACGAGGUGUGUAGGUUCAGCUACAAGGAUGCAACAUGCCAGAUUGAUUCAACAAGAAGUUACGAGAUUACUUUUAGCCGCUAGGGAAUCCCUGAUGAAUGAUCUGGCCGAUUUAGCAAGACUUUUACCAUCUUGGCAACAAAGGGCACUCGAGCUUGCACAGAAAUCGCACAAAGAAAUGACCAAGAUGAUGGACACGGAAGAGGCAGACAUAGCUCAACUCUGUGCACAAAAUAUCCUCCUUUGGCAAAACUUUUUGGAAGCAUUCUCAGGACGCGAAGCUGUUCAUCAACAUCUCGCUAGAAUUCAUCAUCAAUUGCGAGUUAAACGUUUCGCGGAAGGUUUCUUCGUGUUGGAAAAUCCACGAAUGUCAGCGGCAGGUUGUUACGAUGCUAAUUAUCAAUCUUAUCAGGCAGUUAGUGAAGCAGCACGAAGAUCACGUUAUCUGGCAUCAUUACCACCGUUACCGGUUCAUUGUCCAGAAUUGGAUGGGGAUCUUCAUUCGUUGCCUUUGAUCUUUGAAGAUCAAUAUGCCGAUAUGCAACAGAGACAUAGAAACAGUAUUCCCAGUAUGGACGAUUGUAGUUGUGGAAUAGCCGCGAUUCUGGGAUCCAGAACGAUGGGAAUUUGGUCACCGAGAAGUGAAGGUGCUGCACAGGACAUCGGAGCGAUGCAUGCGAGGUUUGCUACGACCCCUUCGACUUUACCAGCCAGGCAUAGCAAAUCUCUCGAUCAGUUAGGUCCUGAAAUGGCGCCAUUGCAACCAAGAACUUCGCCUAAAACAUUACCCAGAUCGGUGUCGACCCAAUUGUUUCCUAAACAACGUGGUGGAAUGAGAAAUGCUACUCCACCAGCGACAGUUCCAUCGAGAGGAAGGCCAAGGUCAACGGUACCGUCCAGCAACACCCUCUUCCCACCGUCUGGACAACAACAGGCCUGUUCAGCGCCAAACCCAUCAUUGAGUUCAACUCCGGUGAUACCUUUGCCUCGAGCCAAAUCCACACAAAUGUUGGUGCAAAAUCGACAACAAGUCGAUCCACAAUCGACAUCCAUAGGUUCACUACUUGUAGCAAUGUUUCCCGAGCUACCAUCGGAUACUCGGCUGCCUGGUUAUCGGCCCAACGCUAAAUCCUGCGAACAAAAUCUAACAGUACCCUCGUAUAUCAGAACGUUGGAUUUGGCCCAACUGGCUGAUUGCUUGAAUACCGAGAGCAAGUCUUCUCACACGUCUGAAGAUUUUCAUUCUUUGGAUACCAGAAGAAUACGAUUGGAACCUAGGAGUCAUCGAUUGUUAACACGACAAGGGCUCUCUAACAACGAUCAAAAUAAUUUUCCUCUCGGUAAACCUGGUGCCAAUGUUGCUGAUGGUUUCUUGCACGAACAACAACCACAGCAACAACCACAACAACCGCUUCAUACAGCUACACUUGAUAGGAUAACGUAUCGUGGAAAUGCCAGGAAACAGGCACAUCAAACAGGUAGCAAAUACAAUCAAAUUAACGGAUUGGAUUCACGGCGUUAUCAUACGAUUGGUAAAACGAGUUCCGGUCACGGACAAUCCAAUCGGGAUAACACAAUAACGCAGGAUUCGAUGAAUGGUGGGACAACGUUGACGAGCAGUCAUUCGUUGUUGAUGGAACCGUUGUACAGAGUAUCGAAUUACUCAUCGACAACAACGGAUUCUUUCUUUUAUCGAACGAACGGUACCAGUGGACGCACACGUGACGAAACUGAUCGACCUAAGAGACCAAAAAGUACGGACAGACUCAUAGAUGAGGUUGAUAGAAACGAUUGUUGCGAGUUUAGAAGGGACAGAACGAAAAGGAAAGAUGACAGAGUGACCAAAUCACCUCGUAACGGUGUAACAUUGUCGUGUUACGUUGAUGAUAAACAACAGAAAAGAGUAAGUGGUCAACGUGAUAAAAGAACUAUGGACACGCCUAAUGAGCCCUUAUACGAAGUGAUCGCGCUCAAGGCCGAACCAAAAAGAGAAACAACCCGUAUUGAAAGAAGAAGAGACAAACAUGGUAGGAGGCCACAUUCAGCACCCGUUUUAGACACCGAACGUCCUACCGAAGAAAGUAGAAAGUGUGGUCAUAGGAAUAGGAAACCUGCGCCACCACCUGCAGCUUAUCAGGAUCCAGCUAUGGCACCAUUGCCUAAAUAUCGUCAUCCACCUCCAGCACCUACGACCAAUGUUCUUGAAGUUGAGAAUAAUAAUAAGAUUAUUCUUAAGGUUGAACCGAUAAAAUCACCUAACGAGAUACCGGCUACAAACGGUAGAACACCGUCAUCCGAAAUAUCAAGUACAGGUGAACAACCGCCCAACGUGAAAAGACUGAGAUGUGCCAGCGUACCCGUGGCACAGAACAAAAUCGUAGUACCACGUAGUGCCGUUUCGCUACCGUGCAUGCCGAUUCGCGAUAGCAAAGAUAGCCUUAGCAAUAAUCUUCCCGUCAUUCCAAAUCCCCUUAGUCCGCCGUCCACUCGACCGAGUAGUCCUACGACCAGUUCGAGCUCUAGCAAUUUGACGUCAGAGUGUUCAGGUUGGGUUAGCAGCGGUGAUACUUCUAGUUCCGAACAAAAACGUAAUGCAAGAUUGUCGAGCGAACAGUUGCGUCAAAAACUUUCGAAAAUCGUGCCGAAAAAGACAGGUCCAGUUAAGGAAAGUAGUAGUCCUAUUGAACAUUCUUACGAAGAAGUUAGAUUACCACCACCUAAAAUGUUUCAAGACGAGCCACCACCUCCGGAAGAAUUUCGCGAUCCACCAGCACCCAUCGACAAUCCUCUUUAUCACGUUUACGAAACGGUCAAGAGAACUAGGAGUCCCAAACAAAACAAAACAGCACCCUGUAGUCCUCAACGAAAUCGAGAAAACGCUUAUGGUGGUGGUACCGUUUGUUUGGAUUGUUAUCAAGAAGGCAAAGAACUCUUACAGAGUACUCAGGACGAUUUGAUCAACUUUAAAAAGUGUAAGGAAGAAUUCAAACGACAAAUGAGCUUCUCCGGUAGAAUUUACAGAGAACGCAAGGAAGCGCAGUAUCGCUUCCAUAAGCGUGCCCGUUCCUUCGGAUACGGUGAACUUCUGAACCCGUCGUCGAUUCAACAACCUUUAAGAUCGAAUGUGCCUCUUAGCGAUUACCCAAGCCUGGCCUCAACCUUGCCGUAUUUCCACAUCAGCGACGAGUACCGGCUAUUCUCACCGGAAGGUGCUCACCUGAUCGUUUGCGUACACGGACUCGAUGGUAAUGCAGCUGAUCUACGUCUCGUCAAGACUUAUCUCGAAUUGGGUUUACCUGGGGCACACUUGGACUUUCUUAUGUCCGAAAAAAAUCAAGGUGACACCUUUUCGGACUUUGACACUAUGACGGAUAGAUUGGUAGCUGAGAUACGUCAUCACAUUGAAAUAUCGGGCUUGAAUCCAACUAAAGUUAGCUUCAUCGGACACUCUUUGGGGACCAUCAUUAUUCGAAGUGCUCUAACACGACCACAACUUCGGCCAUUAAUUCCACGUUUGCACACCUUCCUUAGUUUAAGCGGACCUCAUUUAGGCACUCUUUAUAAUACCAGUGGAUUGGUUAAUGCUGGUAUGUGGUUCAUGCAAAAAUGGAAAAAGUCCGGAUCGUUGCUUCAAUUGGCAAUGAAGGAUUCGCCAGACGUCAGGCGUUCCUUCAUGUUUCGUUUAAGCCAAAAAAGCAAUUUGCAAAAUUUCAAACACGUACUUUUGUGCGGAAGCGCUCAAGAUCGUUACGUACCCCUUCAUUCAGCGAGAAUUGAACUUUGCAAGGCUGCCGUGCGUGAUCCGUCCGAUCAAGGGGCAGCGUAUCGCGAGAUGGUGCACAAUAUACUUUAUCCCGUGAUGUCGGCAUCAGGUGUGAGUUUGGUCAGAUACGAUGUCCAUCAUGCACUACCACCGACAGCAAAUGCACUUAUCGGCCGAGCAGCUCACAUCGCCGUCCUUGACUCUGAGCUUUUCAUUGAGAAAUUUCUCUUAGUUGCUGGUCUUAAAUAUUUCAGAUAAGGGAACACAUGCAACAUGGGUGGGAGGGAGAGGGUUGGAUCGAUCACACAUUAAAUAAAUUCAUCAUUCACACGGGAUUUUUGUGUACUAUUCCAAUUAAAUAAUAAGUUAGAAGAAGAAAACGGCAAGAGAAGAACAAAAAAUGGAGGAUGAUGAAAUGAUUAAU